This is a messenger RNA of Nematostella vectensis (starlet sea anemone), 2479 nucleotides long. Its product is annotated as octopamine receptor beta-2R. Gene Ontology annotation, cellular component: membrane. Lineage: Eukaryota; Metazoa; Cnidaria; Anthozoa; Actiniaria; Edwardsiidae. Gene Ontology annotation, molecular function: G protein-coupled receptor activity. Bases 817 to 1944 code for a protein of 375 amino acids. The record is from RefSeq and is a predicted model, not a curated record. The transcript has a single exon. Gene Ontology annotation, biological process: G protein-coupled receptor signaling pathway.
UGUCGUAGCGUCAGUAGAUAAGAUUUCGUGCAAAUCUGUUAGUGCGAUAUCUGCUUCCGUGCGCGCUCGGCUUAUGAAACAGUCCAGGAGAAUUCAAUAGGGGCUAUCCCGCUGAAUUAACAAAAAGAAAAGGCUUCAUUUGCUCAAUUAGAAAAGUCGACACUGUGUUGACUUUGUUACUAUAAUAAUAAUAAUCCGAUAAAGGAAGGAAGUGUUAUUUCAGGAUAGAUGUGGUUGUUUUGAGUCAAAAGGAAUCAAAAGGAAUGUUCGAUUGAUUUGGCCCAAGAAGCAGAUGCUUCCAUUUGACGUGAACGGAAGACGUUAGCUGAGAAUGGUACACAUGAGCCUAUAGGCGCAAUUUAGGGGCGUAGAGAAGAAGAAAGGGGAUAUUGUUGACAUAGCUGCAGAUCAAUGCGUAGCUAAUACUCUGUGACAAUUCGCUUUUAACCUGCUGCGAAUCCUCCGACCGAAUCAUACGGCAGAGGAGCAACAGAAGAACAUUAUCCACAAGACCCUUUGGACACAAUAACAACAACAGCCAUCGCGCUUAAAAACGGAUAUCUCUCAGAGCAGCGUUCCUUUUCCUGACGUUUAAAACCCUUACUACGUCACAAGGCUGUACAUAGGAGCACUGAGAUGAUAUGUUCGAUAGAAUACUACACUUACAACAUCUGAGACAUUAAGCGUUGGCGUCGGUAAAAAGAUCAAACGGCGAACAAAAUGCGAAUGCGGAUUAAGAAAGAUGGGUUAAAUACGUUUAUGGUGACUUUCUUGCCUUGAAGCCUGGGGGAAACAAAAAGAUCAUCCGAGACAGAGAUGUCCACAAACACAAGCACCUCGAAUCCUGAUCAGCAACUGCCGUCAUCACUACUGAUCUUCAUAGUGUUUUUGAUUGUGUUCGAGAUCCUGAUCAUGAUUGGGAACGGACUAGUCGUAUACCUUGUCGCCACGCGCAAGCGGCUUCACACGAACACGAACUGGAUCGUACUCUCUCUUGCGGUAUCUGACCUUGCAGUCUCAUUUGCUAUCAUUCCAUCCAGAAUCGUCUGUUUCAGGACCAAAUGCGACGAGAUUCUCAUGAAGAUACUCUACGAUAUAUUCAUCUUCGUCUCUUUGUGCAACCUGUGCUGUCUUACUUUGGACCGCUUCAUCGCGGUUAUGAAGCCACUGAAAUACAACACACUGAUCACGCACAAGGUUGUCGUCAAGAUGAUCGUCAUUAGCUGGAUGUUUCCAACCAUUGUAUUCUGUAUACCUCUGAUAUGGACCUACGGAUAUAGCAGCGACAUCACACUGCGUCAGACCGCCGACAAGAUUUUCUACCUGACUCAAAUUAUUGUGUUCAUGUGCGUUCCUUGCUUGGUGAUGUUCGCCGUAUACGCGUAUAUUUUUCAUCUGGCCCUAGAUCACGCACAACGUAUCCAAGACCUCGAGGAAUCGGUCACUGGAAGCAGACCCUCGUCAAGCUAUUCCAACGAGGCAAGAAACACCAUUAAAGUGUUCGGCGUGGUGUACGUCUUGUUCGUGUUUUGCUGGAUCAUGUCCGCAUACCGUACCUUCACUACGUUUUUCCAGUUAGGAGAUGUCCAGAAAGAAGUGACCAUGACAUCACGGCUUUUUCUGUUGUUUAACAGCUGCGUCAAUCCAAUAGUGUACGCUCUGUGGAAGAAAGACUUCCGGUUGGAGGUUGGCAAGAUGGACAUCCGGUCCAGGCUACGUAAGAUGUCAUGCUGUAGUCAGCGCAGGACUGCUGAUGAGGACCACCCCAUGUACAAAAGAGAAAGACAUGCAGUUCCAGAGGUAGAAGAUGGCAGCUCCGGGAGUGAUAUCCAAAGAAGUAACGUGACGGAUUUGGAUGGUGAGAUGCUCACAGAUCCACGGGAAAUAAAUGGCAAUGUCAUCAUCAGCCCUGAAGCACGCCUAGAGACCUCGUCACGGGUAUAAUAGCGGAUAAUAGCCACUUCGGCUGCAAAGGCUGUUGGUGUACUUCUGUAGCAAUACGUUUGACAGUUCCGAUGGUUCAGCUCAAUUUAUACCCCUCACUGAGAUUCAAUACAUAUGGCCAGGGGCGUACCUGCCUUAAAGCCAGUUAAGCAGGCUAAACAAGAUUCUGGGACAAUCUCACACUUGAGUGGCGGGACGAUAAAAGCCCAGGAACGCUCGUUUCACCUCCCCUUUAAUUCAUAAGGGUUGAUGGUUGAUUCCAGACGAUCAGGUGUGGAGAAACAUUUGGAGGUGACAUUUAUGAAAAAAUACGCACUACUUUCUGAACUAGUUUGUAUAUAGCACAGCUUUGUAACGGACCUUAGCAAAAAUGUAUUUAAUCGCGCCACUGUUUGACAGCAGUCAUCCAAUUUUUAUACCAAAGAUGGAUAAUAUUUUGGUUACUGUAUAUAUACAUCAAAGAUAUGGAUGUUUUUUUGUUAGCAUAUUUAUACAUCAAAGAUAGAAAAAAAUUUGGUUAUUGUAUAACACCAAA